Lathyrus oleraceus (garden pea) is the source of this 1163-nucleotide messenger RNA. Its product is annotated as fasciclin-like arabinogalactan protein 7. The record is from RefSeq and is a predicted model, not a curated record. Gene Ontology annotation, biological process: plant-type secondary cell wall biogenesis. The coding region runs from base 216 to 1010 and encodes 264 amino acids. The transcript is spliced from 2 exons. Gene Ontology annotation, cellular component: plasma membrane. NCBI's taxonomy places the organism in Eukaryota, Viridiplantae, Streptophyta, Magnoliopsida, Fabales, Fabaceae.
UUAAAAAACAAAAAGAAAAGAACCACUCUCAAGUUAGAAACAUCUGUGUGCUGUAUCCAUCUACAUCUCUCUUCCUCUUUAUACUUCCAUUUCACCUUUAUAUACCCUCUUCUCCAUUCUCAUUCUUCCUACACCAUCACCACAUUCGUCUUCUCUUUCUCUCUCUCUCAAUUCCUCCUUUUCAGGAAUUUGGAGAGAGUAGUGAUUAACCAAACAUGAAGUUUUCAAUGAUUUUUCUUGUUAGCAACAUUCUAUUGCUUCUAAGUUCUUCACCAGCAUUUGCCAAAACUGUAAGUCCACCGGCACCGAUCGCGCCGACACCGACUCCAACUCCGGCCCCAGCACCUGCACCAGAUUAUGUAAACCUAACUGAACUACUCGAUGUUGCUGGUCCAUUUCACACUUUCCUUGGAUACCUUGAAUCCACAAAAGUGUUGGACACAUUCCAAAACCAAGCAAACAACACAGAAGAAGGAAUCACUAUCUUUGUACCAAAAGACACUGCCUUCAAUUCAUUGAAGAAACCUUCUUUAUCCAAACUCAAAGAUGAUCAAAUAAAACAAGUGAUCCUUUUCCAUGCAUUGCCGCAUUUCUAUUCGCUUUCCGAUUUCAAAAACCUUAGCCAGACUAGCCUAACUCCCACGUUCGCCGGAGGCGAUUACACACUGAAUUUCACCGAUGAUUCAGGAACCAUUCGCAUUAACUCGGGAUGGUCGAUUACUAAAGUAACAAGUGCUGUUCAUGCAACUAACCCUGUUGCAAUUUAUCAAGUUGAUAAGGUCUUACUUCCCGAGGCUAUUUUCGGAACUGAUAUUCCACCUGCACCGGCUCCGGCUCCUACACCAGAGAUCGCGCCAGCAGCGGAUUCUCCGACUGAGAAAAGUGCUGACAGUAAAUCAUCGUCGCCUUCGUCUUCGCCAGACGGUUCUUCUGCUUACAAGUUAGUCAGCUAUGGAAUUUGGAGCAACAUUGUGUUGGCAAGUUGUGGUUUGGUGAUGAUGUUGUUGUGAAGAUGAAGAUGAAUUUGUGGAGUAUUUAAUUUAGAUUUAUUGUGUUGAUGAUGUAUCUACUUUUGAUGAUGAUAUUUGCUUUGAUUUGAAUCCAUUUUUUUGUGAACAUAAUGUGUUAUUCAAUAUAUGUAUGAGAAUGUGGUUUCUAUUGAA